CAGUAACGAAACGGGAUCUGCCUCGAGAAUAGUGCUGUGCGGUCCGCAGAAAUGAAAUAACCGAUGACUCGAUGAUGGGCCACUGACACUGUAGUCGCGACCACGAGAUGCCAGAGAAGCACCUACCCUGCACACUGCACGCCAUAGUUCAACCACGCCAUGGGCCUAUGAUAUGAAAAUCGAACCCGGUCUGAUGUAAAGUUCUUAUCUGUGGAAUAAUUCCCUGCUACGUUUGGAAUAAAGUUCGUAGCCGCGAUGUGCUGGUAGAAUGUUUUAUUGCCGUCCUAUGCUCACUUCCUCUGUCCUGGCCGAGUAUCCGCGGGGGGCCGUCCAAUGGCGCCUGUAUCACAUAUGGACCUAUAAAAACUCGCAGAAAUGGGGGGGGGAGCAUUCACUCACAAAGCAAGCAUGCAUCCCAGCCCAGACAAAUCGUCCGUGCACCCCGACCACUCUAACUCGUCCGACCUUUGUUCGGCCCUUCUCAGGACGCACCUAUUAAGUAAAUCCUACACGCUGGACGGUGCCGUGGGGGACACUUACUUUCCACUCGCUCAACCAGUACGCUACUAUCCGCAGCUCACUUCGUGUUUGUUCAAAGUCAGUACAGAAACUCGUCCCCAAAAUAGACCCUACUUGUCCAGGAAAAGGGAGAGUACAUAUAUCAUUACAAGGUCAGCCAUCAUCAGAUUCGUUCCUUUUUUGGUCGCGGCAGAAGCUCUCGUCAGCGAAUCGUAUUCGUUCAGUGACUCUGUCCAGUGCACCUUGGAAACAAGCCAAGUAGUGCACCGCAGCGUAACUCACAUACCUAAUUAUACCGCUUGGGCAACAGAACUAGGAUCGGCCACACCGGAUAACUCUUACAGUGUGCCUCCACAAAAUGCAGUACAAGCCCCGGCCAAUGAAACUCAGUUCGCCAAUUGCCCGCCAGGACGAUGCCUCUAUCCAAGUGUAGAUGGGACUCCAUGUCUGCAAGAGAUCAACUGUGCCACAGUUCCAAGCCACUUUAUUGCCCAUGGCAUAGAGAACAAGUCUCGUAAGAAGGUGAUCCAUUGCGAGUGGAGUGGGUGUGUCAAAAAAGUUACUCGGCACACAUUUCCGCGCCAUAUUCGCGAAGUACACCUUCGACACAUAAGGGGGACAAAUAUCCACAAACCUGACUCCCCUUCCUUGGGAGACCCGAUGAAUUCGGCCAAUGACCCCAUUGAUCGAGGCAUCUCAGCUCAAAUGAGAAACACAAAUAGUGGAUUGGAACAGCCGUCGCUAUCCAAGUAUCGGUCCCUGUGAUGGGCAUUCACUCGUGCGCGCAUCCCGUGGCUGCAAUGUAGCACCACAAGGUUUAACUGUUCGGAGAUAUGGCUCAUUAAUGAGAUUGUUGAGGCUUUGCCUUUAAAUGCAUAUCUUUCUUAACG
Molecule: messenger RNA, 1409 nt
Organism: Pisolithus orientalis
Lineage: Eukaryota; Fungi; Basidiomycota; Agaricomycetes; Boletales; Pisolithaceae
Exons: 4
Coding region: 376-1284 (302 amino acids)
Source: RefSeq, a predicted model, not a curated record